Messenger RNA from Protopolystoma xenopodis, 666 nucleotides. Lineage: Eukaryota; Metazoa; Platyhelminthes; Monogenea; Polystomatidea; Polystomatidae. The record is from the annotation of a GenBank genome assembly.
AUGCGGCCUCUUGAGACAGAAAAAGAUGACUCUAAUAUCUCAGAGAGUGACGGACGCAGUAAUUCUUUUUCUGGAGCAAGCGAUACGUCCUCAGGGAUGGGAGGUUUGGCAAGGAUGUCAACCCGUCGUUGUCCAGCUGCUGCACCGAUGGGCAAGCCAAAACGCCGUUUCAAAAAUGGAGAAUAUGAUGAUGAACAAGGAGAAGAGCACGAAGAAGAGUAUGACGAGGAAGAAAGUGAUAUUCCUGUAGGUGGAGUCGGCAGUGUGAAACUUAGUUCGCUCUAUGCAGGAGCACAUUUCGCUGGCUACCCUUCUUCCGCGGCUAGGCAGACAGUUCUGUCUGACGCAGGUCACUAUCCGUCCACCAGAAUCACUAGUCCUCGGGUGAGAAGGUCGUCAAGAGAUGUUGAAGAAGCAAUAUCUUCACUUCAAAAUCAGAAAAAAUUAUCAGAAGGACAGCAUCGCUAUUCCAAUGGCCGUCUACUUACAGACAGGAUAUCCAGCAGCCGGCUGGAGGAUGACUUAGACUUAGAUGAUGACCGUCGAGUUGCAACAGGCAGAGAAGGUAAAUCAGGUAGGUUAUCAUUUGGCCCUUCAACAUUCGUACCAUAUAACCCUCUCCUGCACUAUAUUUUGAGUUGGAGCUCAACAGAUUUGCUUAUUUAG